Messenger RNA from Myiozetetes cayanensis, 4178 nucleotides. RefSeq names its product inflammation and lipid regulator with UBA-like and NBR1-like domains (gene ILRUN). The transcript has 5 exons. NCBI's taxonomy places the organism in Eukaryota, Metazoa, Chordata, Aves, Passeriformes, Tyrannidae. Gene Ontology annotation, molecular function: ubiquitin binding. Bases 46 to 921 code for a protein of 291 amino acids. The record is from RefSeq and is a predicted model, not a curated record. Gene Ontology annotation, biological process: macroautophagy. Gene Ontology annotation, cellular component: phagophore assembly site.
CCCCCCGCGCGCGGCUGAGGCGGCGCCGGCCCGGCCGGACCGGCCAUGGAGGGCAUGGACGUGGACCUGGACGCGGAGCUCAUGCAGAAGUUCAGCUGCCUCGGCACCACCGACAAGGACGUGCUCAUCGGCGAGUUCCAGCGCCUGCUCGGCUUCCAGCUCAGCCCCGCGGGCUGCGCCUUCUUCCUCGACAUGACCAACUGGAAUCUACAAGCUGCCAUCGGAGCCUACUAUGAUUUCGAGAGUCCAAAUAUCAAUGUCCCCUCGAUGUCCUUUGUGGAAGAUGUCACCAUAGGUGAAGGGGAGUCCAUCCCUCCUGAUACCCAGUUUACAAAGACGUGGAGGAUACAGAACACAGGGACGGAGGCGUGGCCCCCGGGGGUUUGCCUGAAGUAUGUUGGGGGCGACCAGUUUGGGCACGUGAACAUGGUGAUGGUGAGGUCCCUGGAGCCGCAGGAGAUGGCCGAUGUCAGCGUGCAGAUGUGCAGCCCCAGCGCCGCCGGGAUGUACCAGGGACAGUGGCGGAUGUGCACGGCCACGGGACUCUACUACGGAGAUGUCAUCUGGGUGAUCCUCAGUGUGGAAGUUGGAGGACUUCUGGGUGUCACACAGCAGCUGUCAUCCUUUGAAACAGAGUUCAACACGCAGCCGCAUCGCAAGGUAGAAGGAAACUUUAACCCGUUCGCCUCUCCACAGAAGAACAGGCAACCAGAUGAAAACAACCUAAAAGACCCUGGGGGUUCCGAGCUAGGCACAAUCAGCAAAAACACAUGGGGGCCUGCUCCUGACCAAAUCGAACAAGAUCAGAAUGGACUGUCACAAAACUCUGUAAAUCUCUCCCCCAGCAGUCACUCGAACAACUUGUCGGUAGUGACGUACAGUAAGGGUUUCCACGGUCCUUAUCCCUUCGGACAGUCUUAAAACACAAAAACACAAAACGGGUAUCGACAAGAGGAGAAUUUAAGAAAAAACUGACUUUUGGGGGAAGGGAGGGGGUUCAUGUGGCAGACAGACACAGCGUGGACCCCCCUUCUCUGCCUCCGUGUUCUGGAUAAAGAAGAAAAAACAAAAGCCCAGUAACUUAAGACUAGAUGUUUCCAGAGGAAAAUCCAAAACCUGAGUAUGCAUGUGUGACUGCUGGAUUUCAGAGUGGUGUAAAUGCUAUGAGGAAGAAGAGACACCAACACUAUGGGUUUUUAGAAAUCAUCCUCACACAUAAUUAGGUAGCUUAAAAAGAAGUUUAAAAAUGAAAAUUUAAAAGCCAUCUUUAAAAAAGAAUAUUUUGCCUACAGAGCGGUUGUAGUUUGAGCAAAUGUUUAAUUUCUGUUUGUUUCUUGUUGAUAUUUUUUUCCUAAGGGACAGCGUGCAUUUUCCCAGAAUGUCCUGGUUUGCUGGCCUGGCGCCCCUGGGGCCUGUGCUCCUACCAGGCCUUUUUAAUGCCAGGUUUGGGCUGCACCCAGCACUGCAUUUUUAAUGGCAUCUGCUGGUUUUAGUUACCGACUUUUUAAUCUUUUAAUUCUUCUUUUCCUUUUGGUUUGGGUGUUGCUGUUAAGUUGUCCUGUGUGUUGUUGGGAACUACGCUGAGGCCAGGUCUUGGUACCAGAGUUGGAGAGGGAGACUCUGGGACUUCUGGGAUGACAUGGAGGGCUUGUCUCCCUUCCCCUUGUACAUGACGUACACAAAUACACACCCAUGUUAAUAGGAAUCCAAUUUAUUCAAGUUCCCCAGCUGUCCUGUGUGGUUAGCAGUUUAAAAUCCCUUUUUGUUCACUCUCGAUGUGCAGUAGCUGUGCUCAGAGCCACCACGCAAGCGCCGUGUGCCAAGGGGAGUCUCUGUAGCUGUAAUUCACCUGCUGGUAGUUGCAAAGCUUUGCAGAUGUCCUGUCCUUACCAUUUGGGGUGUCCUCUCUCUCUUGCAGAGCAUAAGUUUGCAUUUGUUUCUCCUGUGCUGAGGUGUGAGCUUAGAGGCUGAUCCAAAUGUUCUGGAGCUCAGAGCAGGAGUUGGCAACACCAGCUGCGUCCUUCUGUUGCCUCAUCUUCAUCUGCCUUUGUUGACUGGGCUCUCCAGGGCUUGCGUUAAGGGAGGGAUCAUAAAAGAUUUGGGUAGCUCUGCUGUUCCUCCAGUGUUUUCCUCCAGUUCUGGAUUGGGAAGUGUGGUGUGAGGGGAGGGAGCUCAGCCUCGAGCUGUGGUGGGUUUAUUGUGAAGUGCUGUCCCACAAACCCUGCUGUCCUGCCCCAAUAAUCCAGGCUGGAACAGCCAUCUGCCAAAGAUAGAGGAAUAUGCAAAGCUCCCACUACCUUCUUCCAGAUCUUUCCACUGAAAGUGUUUCCCAGUGCUGGAGUUGCAGGUUCAGCUCUGCCCUCACUACUCUUGGCUGUUUGUGUUUUAGAGGUUGGUUUUGAAUGGGGGAAUCCAUCAUUGCAGCUGCCAAGUACUAUUACCUGAAUGCAUAUGGAUGGACCUCAUGGGGACAGUGGGAGUUCCUUGUGUCCAACAGAGGAAGAAUUGGGUGAUAGAUGUUUAUGUUUCACAGGUUCAGUUGUUAAAGAUAACAGUUACCUGAAAUCUCCCUUCAAAAAUCUGUUUACUGGGAGAAACAAGUACAAUAUAAAAAAUUACCUGCUUAGGAGUGGCACUUCAGGGUUUGGGCUGCCUGACACUUGCUCUUGCAGUCUGGUGGGCACUUGGCUCUGCCCUGGCAGCUGCUGGAGCUGGGGGAGUGUUGGGAUCAGAGUGAACCUGCAGAAGGUGCUGCCCUGCUCUGUGUGCUUGGUUUUUGUCCUGUAACAACAUUUUGCCUUGGAUUAGAUACCCCCUUGAGCGGUGAGCUGGGGAAUGAUCUGCAGCCUCAUCUCCUGCAGCACUGCUGCUCCCCUUCUGAGGGCACUGAACCCCUGAAGACUGUGGUUGGCUCAAGUGACGAGGUGAUUCCCUAUCUUCAUUGGCUCCUUGUGUCAGCUGCAUAGUAGAAGGGAGGGGAAAUCGAGAUCUGAGUCUGUGAGUUAGAGCUGGUGCUGUGACCUUGGCUGGUGUCAGUGGGAGACCCUGGGAUACCCCUGCCCUGGCUUUCUGCUCCCAGGCACGUGUGCUCCUCCCAUGGCUGCCACACUCGUGUUCCUGUGCUCCUCCUCAGGCUGAAUUGCCCUUGUCUUGAAGAAGCCAAACCUGCAUGCGCCCCCUGCAUUCUGCACAGGCUGUUUCUCUGCCUCUUGCGUGUUUGCAGUCCCUGCUGUCCUGGGGGCAAGGAUCACGUUCUCCAGGGUGUGAGGAAAGGCAGGGCCAGAGCCACCUUGCUCUGAGAUCUGCAGCUCUUGCUGCUCCCGUCCCACUCUGCCCCUUUGCUGAGGGAUCCACGGAGCACUGGCCCGCUGGGGUCGGGGCUGUGGCCCUGGCUGUGGCAGUGGAAGGAUGUUUCAGUCAGGGGUGGUUCUAGCUCUGAGUUUUUCCUAGAGUAAAAACUGUUUCACUGAGGCCAAAGGUGGUUUUAUCUCCUGGUUCCUUGGAGCCUCGUGGUGCAGCCAGACCUCAGAUUGCUCAUACUUUCAGGUGUCCAGUUUUUAAGUGGGGAUUUGAGAUGAAUGGCAAAGCUCUGCCCAGGUGACCUUGGCACACUGAGGUUGUAUAGGUUCCCGUAGGGAAAAGGAUAAUACAGAACAUCUCUGAUGGCCUCUGAGGGGGUCCCUGUGGCAAGUGAGAGCCACUUGGGCCCUAUCACUAACACAGCUCAAGCAGUGGCACCUCUCAGCCUUGGCAAACUGGAGCAGGAUGUCCCUGGGACUGGCCCCGAACUGGCAGUGCCGCAGGGGGGUGAGGGAGCAGGAAUCUGCUGCCCGCACCUUGGGAGCGUGGGAUUCAGGCCCUGCCGGGGUUUGGGAGUGGGGCAGAGCAGUGGUGUGGGUGGGAAAUGCACGCUGUCCCACGUCUGGGUUUCUGUUGUGUUUCAUUUUUUCCGUGUGUGAGUGCGUGGGUGGUUCCCAGCCUGUCUGUGCUCGCCGGGGCAGUGCAUGUGCAGCACGGGAUGGUGUGUUGCCUCUCUGAGUCUGGGAGAAGUCCUGAUAGCACAUUGGGGUGAAAAUAAAGGAAGCUUUUUCCUUAAUGUAUAAAUGAAUAUUUGUAUGAUUAAAUUAACACAGAAAAAAAUACUCUGUAGCUGUUGAGAGUUUUAUUGAAGCUGCAAA